AUGUCGUCCAGCGGGGAAGUACAAGGCUUCAAGAGCAUGGGCUCCGACAGCCCGGCCAGGCCGAGGCAGCAGUUCUGUGGCAUGUUCUGCCCGGUGGAGGGAUCCACCGACAGCAAGACGCUGGACUUUGACGCGCUCUCCAUGUGCAGGGGCCGGAGCGACAGGAGCGUCAUCGACCGGCAGACCGACAUCUCCCAGCCGAGGAAGGUGGAGAUCCGGCUGAGCACCGGGAAAGAAGCUCUGCAGAACCUGGACGAUAAGGUGAGUGACCGUCUCCUCAUUAAAGGGGCGAAGAUCGUGAACGAUGACCAGUCGUUCUGUGCGGACAUCUACAUCGAGGAUGGAGUCAUCAAACAAAUUGGGGAAAACCUCAUCGUGCCCGGCGGCGUCAAAACCAUCGACGCCCACAGCCGCAUGCUGAUGCCGGGCGGCCUGGACACGCACACUCGGUUCCAGAUGCCGGAUCGAGGCAUGACGUCUGCAGACGACUUCUACCAGGGGACCAAGGCCGCGCUCGCCGGGGGCACCACCAUGAUCAUUGACCACGUGGUACCUGAGCCCGGCGUCAGCCUCCUCGCCGCCUUCGAGCAGUGGCGUGAAUGGGCCGACAGCAAGUCCUGCUGCGACUACUCUCUGCACGUGGACAUCACCGAGUGGCACCGGGGGAUCCAGGAGGAGAUGGAGGCGCUGGUGAAGGAUCACGGUGUCAACUCUUUCCUGGUCUAUCUGGCUUAUAAAGACGUUUUCCAGCUCACUGACGCUCAGGUGUACGAGGUGUUCAGUGUGAUCCGUGACCUCGGGGCCAUCGCUCAGGUUCACGCGGAGAACGGAGACAUCGUAGCUGAGGAGCAGGUCAAGAUCCUGGAGCAGGGGAUCACUGGGCCUGAAGGACACGUGCUGAGUCAUCCUGAGGAGGUGGAGGCGGAGGCUGUGAACCGCUCGGUGACCGUGGCCAAUCAGACCAACUGUCCCCUGUACGUCACCAAGGUGAUGAGCAAGAGCGCCGCUGAUGUCAUCGCUCAGGCGAGGAAGAAGGGCACCGUGGUGUACGGCGAGCCGAUCACUGCGAGCCUGGGAACGGACGGGUCACACUACUGGAGCAAGAACUGGGCCAAAGCGGCCGCCUUCGUCACCUCCCCCCCCCUGAGCCCCGACCCGACCACACCAGACUAUCUCAACUCCCUGCUCUCCUGCGGCGACCUGCAGGUGACAGGAAGCGCCCACUGUCCCUUCAACACCGCCCAGCGUGCCGUGGGCAAAGACGACUUCAGCCUGAUCCCCGAGGGCGUCAACGGCACCGAGGAGAGGAUGUCCAUCAUCUGGGACAAGUGUGUGGUGACAGGUAAGAUGGACGAGAACCAGUUUGUGGCGGUGACCAGCACCAACGCCGCCAAGAUCUUCAACCUGUACCCACGCAAGGGACGCAUCGCCGUGGGCUCCGACGCCGACCUCGUGCUGUGGGACCCGGACGUCACCAAGAUCAUCUCGGCCAAGACUCACAAUUCGACUGUGGAGUACAACAUCUUUGAAGGCACCGAGGUGCGCGGCGGGCCCCUGGUGGUGAUCAGCCAGGGCAAGAUCGUGUUGGAGGAGGGGAGCCUCCACACCACCGAGGGCUCGGGGCGCUUCGUGGCCCGGAAACCUUUCCCUGACUACGUCUACAAGAGGAUAAAGGCUCGCAGCAGGCUGGCAGAGCUGAGGGGCGUGCCCAGGGGACUGUAUGACGGUCCGGUGUGCGAAGUGUCGGUCACGCCUAAAACCAUGACUCCCGCCUCCUCCGCCAAGACCUCACCUGCCAAGCUGCCCAACCAGCCCGUCCGCAACCUGCACCAGUCUGGAUUCAGUCUAUCUGGUGCUCAAACCGACGACAACAUUCCCCGCCGCAGCACCCAGCGCAUCGUGGCGCCCCCUGGUGGCAAGUCCAACAUCGCCAGCCUGGGUUAAAAGCUCCAACCUCAGGCCGCUGAGGAGGGAACGGAGAUCUGAGGCGGUGAACGGCCGACGGGAGCAAAAGGGUCGAGAAACAACAUCGCGAUAACCGGGAGAGAGCCCCGCCCCCUUUUCAGCACCGGUGCCGUCCGUUAACCUCGAUCUUUGACUUCCUCCUCCGCUGCGUGUUCAUGCACCCCCACUCCUCCUCCUCUUCCCCGACACCCGACCCUAGAGGACACUGCUAGAAACAAAACGACAAAUAAUGAAAAAAAUGAAAAACACUCCUUAUUUGAGCACUUUUU
Molecule: messenger RNA, 2234 nt
Organism: Limanda limanda (common dab)
Lineage: Eukaryota; Metazoa; Chordata; Actinopteri; Pleuronectiformes; Pleuronectidae
Gene: dpysl2b
Product: dihydropyrimidinase like 2b
Exons: 14
Coding region: 1-1944 (647 amino acids)
Cellular component (GO): cytosol; cytoplasm
Molecular function (GO): hydrolase activity, acting on carbon-nitrogen (but not peptide) bonds, in cyclic amides
Source: RefSeq, a predicted model, not a curated record